GGACGGAAUUUGGAAAAAACCACCGAUAUCUCGAGGUAGAUCAGCCGUUCCAAGCGCUUUCUCCGGGAAACUCAACCCCUCAAGCCGUGCGCGCGAGUGGCGGUCGGAAGACACUGACUGCGUCCUUUCCCACCUCUGCUUUUCUCACUGAUUCUUCGUUAGACUCGACUCAGUGACUGAAGCAAACUGGAUCCGUUACCCCUGCUUUUUCGCGCUCUCUUUUUACAACCACUCUCCGCCGACGGCCGUUUCCACUUUCUUCUGUUCCUUUCCAGGCCGUUGGUCGACCGUGACUCAUCCCUUCUGCCUUACAGCAAAAUCGCAACUUCUUCAGGGCGGUUUUGUCUCCGCACAUGGUUUUCAGCCGCACCUCUUGGAAGGGCUGUAGGGGCCCAGCCGCCCUCCCAAAAAUACUCUGAGUGUCGUUCGUCCCCGGUAACUCUGUAUUCAGUCCUCUCUCGAAAGCUGCUUCCUCUGCACAGCAGUCACUUCUCUUUCCUCGUACUUCAAGGCACUGUCAUCUGUCUUGCUCCCAAGCCUCCGCUAAGCCUUUUUCUUGCGGUCGCGUUUCGCAGGCGCAUAGCUUCCGGUGCAGCACGAAAGUAUGUUUUCCGAUUGAGCCGACAGUGCGUUCACGUUAGGCUUAUUCUUUCCUCUAGACACAGCCGUCGACUCCCCGAAGGUCGUCUCUCUCCCUCUGUUGACCAUGGCGACGCAACUCUCCGAUCCGUAUGCGGCGCAUUAUGCUCCCGUCUCUUCGGCGGCGAACGAACCUACGCGUCCAGCUGUUCUUGUUAGCAACGGUCCGCCAACGGGUCCGUCUGUGGUGAUGCCUUCCGCCGGCGCCCCAAUGCCUUCGAGCUAUGUCGCGUGUCCCGCCUCAGCUGCGCCGGGCACGGUGUACGUCAUGGCUCAGGGUUUGCCGUCCACUGGUCUCGCGCCUUCGACGACCGGCAGUUUCUCGUACCCGGCCCAGAGUGCCAUGCCCGGAGGCAGCUUUUUUAUGUCUUCGGCACCGAUUUCGACAGUUCGUCAAGCCCAGCCUCCGACUCUGCUGCCUGCGCUCCCACAUUCGUUCCGCGCAGGCUGGCUCGGCAGUCGCCUCGCUGACGCCUCGUCUGAAGACUUACCAGGUGUACGUACACUCCGCGGGGGCAUCGUCACCUGCAUCAUGGUGCUUCUCGUUUCGUCCCUGUUCGCCUGCCUCGGAAGGACCGACUUCAACUUCGUUCUCUACUUAGUGGGCUACCACCUGUGGUGCGUCGAUGGCGAGACGAAGAGCGUUACUGGCGUUAAGAGGCUUCUUCGCGGCGCCCGACAGUACGCUGUCUUGCUCUGCAUCGCCUCCAUAGUAGAGAUCACGUGGCUGUUCAUUGCGUACUCAACGUGGAGCUGCGAAAAAGGCGAUGCGGAACUCUGCUUCCCAGAAAGCGAAAACCUUCGGGUUCGCUGGACAUACGGCAUGCACAACUGGGCUCUGGGUCUUUCCACAUUCAAUCUUCUUGUCAAGAUUUUCCUCAUUUUCCUUUCCUUCACGUGGGUCCAACAACAACGCACCACUCUUGGCCUGGGAGGCGCCGGCCCUGUCCCCGGAGGCACGUCCAUUCUUCCUCCUGGCUCAGAUUAGGAAGACGCAGCUUUCGUCGCCCCUGUUCCUGUUUCUCUGGAGGCAAAUGAGGGACGAGUCGGAGGUGACCAGACCGGGUGACAUUGACUUGAUUGGUAUACUUCAGGGAAGACGAUUUCUGUACUGAAGCCGCCCGAAUUCAAUGCACCGGGUGUUGCUCUAGGCACUCUUUUGGAUGGGAAGGAAUAUGGAGAGACCAGUAACCAAGCAGUCCAGAGGUCUCUUCGUUUCCAAAUCCUCUAAGAGUGCAGAAGGGAUUUAUCCAGUCUAAUUUUCACUAUAUCAGCGACGGAAUGUGUUACGCUCCGAACCCGUUCACCAAUUAGCAGUUGUGAGGA
Messenger RNA from Toxoplasma gondii ME49, 1965 nucleotides. RefSeq lists its product as hypothetical. The transcript is spliced from 3 exons. NCBI's taxonomy places the organism in Eukaryota, Apicomplexa, Conoidasida, Eucoccidiorida, Sarcocystidae. The record is from RefSeq and is a predicted model, not a curated record. Bases 707 to 1627 code for a protein of 306 amino acids.